UUAAAAAGGAGCCAAAAUGAUUGGAAGAUCACUCAAUUUGUCAAGAACAACUUUCACAAACUUCGUUCGUCACCAUUCACAUGGUGGAAUUCCAGGAGAGAACUUGCCAUUCGGAAUCCACAACAGAUUUAAGCUUACAGCCUAUUUCAUGCUCUUCUUCGGAUCAGGAUUUGGAGCUCCCUUCUUGGUUCUCCGUCAUCAACUUUUGAAGAAGUAAAUUCUAUAGUUAUUCGAUAAUUCCUUUAGUCAUUCUGGACAUAAAUGGAGCAUUAAGAUAAUGUUUAUUUUAACAGAAGUUGUAAUUAAUUUGUAAUUCGAGAGGAAUAUUAAGGAAAAGCUCCC
Molecule: messenger RNA, 342 nt
Organism: Chironomus riparius
Lineage: Eukaryota; Metazoa; Arthropoda; Insecta; Diptera; Chironomidae
Source: the annotation of a GenBank genome assembly